Molecule: messenger RNA, 3302 nt
Organism: Lotus japonicus
Lineage: Eukaryota; Viridiplantae; Streptophyta; Magnoliopsida; Fabales; Fabaceae
Product: putative pentatricopeptide repeat-containing protein At1g12700, mitochondrial
Exons: 2
Coding region: 115-1740 (541 amino acids)
Molecular function (GO): protein binding
Source: RefSeq, a predicted model, not a curated record
UCAAAUCCGUAAAAUAAACAACCCCAAAUGCACCUCACAGAGCAGCGUAGUGGUAGUCAAGCCGCAUUGGCAAAUUGAAGCUGAAAACGGCCUCAGAGAAUCUCAAUUGCUGCAAUGUCUUCCUUGUUCAGAUUAAAGAGAUUUCCCUUUCUUGCUAACCCCACUUUUCUUCUUUCAUUUCACUCCCAUUUUCAUUAUGUACCCUCUUCCAUUCACAAUGUUGAUGAUGCUGUCUCACACUUCAACCGCUUGCUCCAAAUGCAUCCUACCCCUUUCAUCAUCGAAUUUAGUAUGAUUUUAUCUUCCCUACUGAAGAUGAAGCAUUACUCCACCGCUAUAUCCCUUUCUCACCAAAUGGAACUUAAGGGAAUUGCGCCAAACUUUAUUACUCUCAGCAUAUUGAUCAACUGUUACUGCCAUCUAGGUCAAAUCACUUUCGCAUUUUCUGUAUUGGCCAACAUUCUCAAGAGGGGUUAUCACCCAAAUACAAUCACCUUAAAUACACUUAUCAAAGGUCUCUGUCUUAAAGGCAAGGUUCGAAGAGCGCUUCGAUUUCAUGACGAUUUGGUGGCACAGGGAUUUCGGUUGGAUCAAUUUAGUUACGCGAUCUUGAUCAAUGGGUUAUGCAAAAUGGGAGAAACAAGUGCUGCAUUGGAAUUGCUUAGAAGGCAAUUGGUUAAGCCUGAUGUGGUAAUGUACACUACAAUCAUUGAUAGCUUGUGUAAAGAUAAACUUGUAAGUGAUGCAUAUGACUUAUAUUCUGAAAUGGUUGCCAAGAGAAUUCCACCUAAUGCUGUGACUUAUACUUCAUUGAUAUAUGGCUUUUGCAUUGUUGGUCAAUUGCAACAAGCGGUUGGUUUGUUAAACGAAAUGAUUUUGAAACGCAUGGACGUGGAAGUUCAUACUUUUAAUAUAUUGGUUGAUGCUUUAUGUAAGGAAGGAAAUGUGAAAGAAGCAAAAAAUGUGUUUGCUGUGAUGAUGAAAGAAGGCGUGAAACCUAAUAUUGUUAGUUAUAGUUCUUUGAUGGAUGGGUAUUGUCUAGUUAAGGAAGUAAACAAGGCCAAAGAUAUAUUCAACUUAAUGGUCCAAAGGGGAGUGAGUCCUGAUGUUCAGAGCUACACUAUCGUAAUUAAUGGUUUGUGUAAGAUUAAAAUGGUGGAUGAAGCCUGGAAACUUUUAGAUGAAAUGCAUUCCGAAAAGAUAAUUGCUGAUACAAUAUGCUACAAUUCUCUUAUUGAUGGUUUGUGCAAAUUAGGGAGAAUCUCUGAUGCUUGGAAGCUUGUUAAUGAGAUGCAUCAUAGAGGUACACCACCUGAUGUUAUCACUUACAACCCUUUACUUGAUGUUUUAUGCAAAAGCCAUAAUGUUGACAAGGCAAUUGCAUUAAUCAAGGAAAUUCAAGAUCAGGGUAUUAAGCCAGAUGUCUUUACAUACACUAUACUAAUUGAUGGACUAUGCAAAGUAGGAAGACUUAAGGAUGCUCAGGAGAUUUUUCAGGAUAUUUUAAUAAAAGGCUACAAUGUAACUGUCCAGGCAUACACAGUUAUGAUCAAUGGGUAUUGCAAAGAGGGCUUGUGUGAUGAAGCAUUGGCAUUGAUUUCAAAAAUGGAAAGCAGCGGUCGUAUGCCUGAUGCUGUAACUUAUGAAAUAAUUAUUCGAGCUCUUUUUGAAAAAGGUGAGAAUGAUAAGGGAGAGAAGCUUCUUCGUGAAAUGGUUGCUAGAGGUUUACUUUACAACUAGGAUUUCUGAUAUAUGCUUGGCAUGACUUGGUUAAAGAUUUGAAUAAGGAAGUGCUGUGUACAAAACCUUCUCUAAAGCUCACUGCCCCGGAGGUUUUAGGUAAGUUUACUUCUUUUUCUUUUUUCCCCACCCCCACUGUCAAUGACCCAUUUGCUUGAGAGAGAACUGAUCAUUUAACUGUUGAAUGAGCUUGAGCUUCUGAAUGAAGGAAAUCGCUUCUGGUGAUGAUUUCAUCCGCAUUGAUCAACAUAUAAAUAAAUAAUCCAGAGUUAGAAAGCACCAAAAGUGAAGGAUCACAUUUGCAAGUAGUGAACUCCAAGUGAAUUAGAGCUGUUGUCAACCUUUCAAAACAGGUCCGAGGAGCCUGUUUUGUUUUAGGCCAUAAAGAGCCUUAUGCAACUUACAAACCAUGCUCUUGUCAGUUUCACCAUUGCAUGUAUACUUCUUCCUCAAGAAUGCCAUUUGAAAAGGCAUUGUUGACAUCCAGCUGCUGUAUAGGCCAUUGUUGUGUUAAAGCAAGGGUGAGAACAACCUGAACAAUAAUAGGUUUGGUAACUGUACUAAAAGUUUCAGUAUAGUCAAACUCGUGUUGUUGAUGAAACCCUUUUGCAACAAGAUGAGACUUGUAUUUAUUGACUGAUCCAUCGGGAAUUUCCUUAAUCUUGAAUUCCCACUUGCAUCGAUCUAAUAGCCUCUCUAAGUGGAGGAAGAGAAUCUAAUGACCAAGUCUUGUUAUUAAUCAAUGCAUCAUACUCACUUUUCAUAGCUGCAACCCAUUGGGGAUGAGCAAGAGUCUGUUUCACAGUAGCAGGUUCUAUUUGAGCAUUUAAGAGUGUGGGGGUGAAGUAUGGAAACAAUUCCAAACUUGGACAUAGUUUGCAUUGGAUGAUUAUUUAAAACAGGAACCAGGUGAGUCGAAGGGGCACAGUCCCAAUAUCUAGUAGGCAUAGAAGCAUGAGCAAGCAAAGAUAAAUACAAUUCUACAAUAUGUCUAUGCUUGCGUUCACAUUUUGUUGAUGAGUAUAAGGACAAAUUAGCCUGUGUGAUAUGCCAAAAUUCUUGAGAACUCUCCCCCUCCCCCAAUCUGUUUGUACGGAUUUAAUUUUAGUGUUUAAUUGCAGCUCAAAAGAAGAUUUAAUCUCUUACCCUUAAAUGCGAGUCAUCGCCACAUUACCAUAUUCCCUCUACGGAAGUACUGAUGUUAUCCAUACUUGUAGCGUCGUUCGCUUCACCGUGUCAACGAGACACGCCAUCUGACCUCAUCGUUAGGAAGACUUUCGACACAAGGAGCUGUUAUCAUGGCUACACCACCCAUCGACUUCGAUACCAUGUCAAGCAACCAAUUAUCCCAAAAGGUUAAGCUUUUACUUUGGGCUAAUUGGUUAUUUGACAUGGUAUCAGAGUCUCUAUGACUAAGUUGUCUAGAGUUCCAUCCAUGCCGCCUCCAAUUUUUCUAAUAAAAAGUUGAAUUUCAACACUUGAUAGGUGGGGCUAUGCAUUGUCCUUACUUCAAGCCUAAAGGGCUCUUGCGUGAGAGGGCGUGUUAGAAUAUAAUAUGAAAC